Molecule: messenger RNA, 702 nt
Organism: Gregarina niphandrodes
Lineage: Eukaryota; Apicomplexa; Conoidasida; Eugregarinorida; Gregarinidae
Product: structural protein
Exons: 2
Coding region: 1-702 (233 amino acids)
Molecular function (GO): structural molecule activity
Source: RefSeq, a predicted model, not a curated record
AUGGAACAAUGGAACCUAGCUAGAGUAAGACGUGGGGAAUACUUUGAUCCUCCUGGGGAUGACGACCUACCUUUAACUCAGGCUGAUGCGAUUGAUAACUUUGAUUUGGAUCUUUUAGGGUCACCCCAGGAGGCGGAACAACCCAGUCAGCAAUCAGAAGACGGAGUAGACGAUUUUUUACAACAAGUAAGAGAUAGACAAGAUUUAAGAGACGCCGGACCAAGUAACGCACCACAACCAAACAUGGCGGACGUAGAAAUGGCUCGAGUAUCUAGCUCUAGUAGUGGAUCCAAGCGAGGUAGUGAUGGUAGCGGACCGCCGAGUAAGGUAUCCAAGUCUGGGACAAGUUUACCAGGAACAGGAGGCAAUUUGGAUGGUAUGGUUAGAGGAGGUAGUGGGGAAGGCGGAGCUACAGCUAUAUUACGUCCAAUUGGACUUCAUGUUGAGAAGUUUCAACAAACUUAUAGAAAGAAAUGGAGGUUUCUGACUUCAGCAAAUGCAAACGUCAUAUUGGCUGAAGCGGCCAGCGGAGAAAGACCAGCAAGAUGGGCGCUAACGACAGGAAUGGCAUCAAUUCCAUGGGAAUACUUAUUCUUCUAUAUGAGUCCAGCAGAAUAUAACAGAAUGAAGAACUAUCCUGGACGUGGAACACAAGAGUUGCAUUCCAAACUGGAGAUACUCAAACAGCUAAUGCUACACUAA